This is a messenger RNA of Magallana angulata, 1147 nucleotides long. RefSeq names its product tetraspanin-9-like. The transcript has 8 exons. Lineage: Eukaryota; Metazoa; Mollusca; Bivalvia; Ostreida; Ostreidae. The record is from RefSeq and is a predicted model, not a curated record. Bases 1 to 963 code for a protein of 320 amino acids. Gene Ontology annotation, cellular component: membrane.
AUGGUUUGCAAUCACGAUGGAGUCGAUAAAACGACAGCUUGUUUCAUCAUCUUUCAUAUAAUAGGAGGACUAGGUCUUCUCAUUGCUGGGGCUCUAGCUGUAGAUGAAGUGUCAAACAUUCAAACAGACAACACCAAGCCUCUCCUGGAUCCAAUCCUUUACGAUUUUAAUCAAGCAGGUAGAAAGGUUCUCCAUAUGUUCAUUCUGGUCAUAGCCACCGGAGUACUUAAUGUCUUGGCAGCUGUAUUUGGAUUCUUUUGGAGAUGUAAAAAAGGAAGCUUGCCGUUUUGGGGACUAUAUACUUUUACAGUUUUCGUAGCGUUUAUAAUCCAGUUAACAUUCAUAGUGUUCUUGUUUACGACGGGAAAAAAGGUUGAGGGAGAUCUAAAAGAAAUAUUUAUGGCCGUUUUGAAAGAAAAUUUUAUAGAGGACACGACCUCAAACAUUGACCCUAUCUCAAAUGCGUGGAACCACAUGUUUAUGACGCUCGACUGUUGUGGAGUUAAUCCAGUCCUGUCUGUGACGAAUGACUUCGAUCAAACCCCAUGGUGUACAACUUUAGGUGCCUGCAAGAGUAGUAUUUCUCAAAUUCCAAAAACCUGCUGUACUGGUGUUGACGAAACCAUAUAUUCUUCUGCUCCAGAGAGUUGUCAUGGAAAUGUUACUAGUGGGACGUAUAAUGCGCAGGGAUGUUACGAAGUAAUAAAGAUGAAGCUGUUGUUUCAGUUGUGGAGUAGCGUAUUUGUUUUAAUCGGCGCCUUCAUAGUUUUGUUGAUAGAGUUGAUUGCUAUGAUCGUAGCCUUUGUGAUUUGUUAUAAAAACAAAUCAGAGAAAAAAACAGACACGACACCCGAAGGGACUCGCUCCAGUUCUGUGUCUGGAGUGCAGAAGAGUUCCACAGAAAUGUCCUUAUCAGAUGUUAGUGAUGAUGGCAGGAAUACAGACGCUGGCGAGAAAAGAUGAAUUCAUAUGAUUUGAAUAAUAAUACAUCAAAAGUAGUACAUGUAAAUCAAUUUUAAAUGAAAUGUAAUAUUAAGAUUUUUGUUCAUCAAUCUAAGAGUUAUUUAUAUACACUGUAAAGUUUGUAAUAUAUUUUCAAGAUGUGAAUAAAUAAAACAAUAUUUGAAUAAAAGAACUAUAAACAAUU